UCAGUUGCAGAGGUGAAAAUGAAGAACAAGAGGUGAAAAUCGAGAGCUGAAUCAAUCAUGGCGGGAGACGAUGAACAGCCGGAAAUCGACUGUGGUUUCCAGUGGGAUGAUAAUUCUCAGCUUUAUUAUCACGCCAGCACGGGGUUUUACCAUGACCCGCAAGCAGGGUGGUAUUACAAUAGCAGAGAUGGGCUUUAUUACAAAUUUGAAGAUGGGAAUUAUGUGCUUCUUGACUCCAGUCAGUCAGGGGAUCAAGUGGGAAUGCAUAACGGUAAUAGCCAAGGUGAAACAUCUGAAGCUCAAAUGGAAGGAAAAGAAGUUUCAACCAACACUUCUCUAGACUCUUCAGCAUGUAAUGGCAACGAGGAAUCGGACUAUCCACCCCCGCCAUCGGAAUGGUUGGAAGACACGCUUAUAGAUAUGUUCUUAUCUGGCUAUCCCAGUCAAGGGGCUCAUGUUGCCGGUUCUGACUCUACAAUGCCUGUGGAUACUGAUGGUGCUGAUAUCCCAAUUGCACCAGCCGAAGGAUGUGAUGAUGUUGAGGAACUGGAAGAAGGCGAAUGGAUCCCUGAUGAUCCUGAUUUUUGGAGGAACUUUAGUGAUAAAAUUGUUGAUGAAGGUACGACUGAGGAAGAAGAAAACUGGCGUGCUCAAUAUGGCCAAGUAAAAGUAAGUGGACCAGAUGAAGAGUGGAUGUCAGGUGUGCAAAUGGUGGAUUUGUGGGAUUGGGCGUUGGUUCGAGGAACAAAGAAAGAUGGAAAGACAGAGGUAUUCAGGCUUGUUGGCAGAUUGAGGAAGCCCUCUAGCAAGCUUCACCCGUCAGUUCCUUCAGGUGGUGGCAUACUGAAAACUGCACCAGUAUGUGAAGCUCACCUUGAUAUGGUACGAGUGACAUCAGGCCGGAUAUACAGAUUGAGGAAUCCUAGCUUGCAGUAUUUGGCAUCCUCCCCAGUUCACGAUGCGUCCAACCUUACUAAAGAUUGGGGCUUUCCACAACUGUCCAUCAAAGAUCACAUUGAGAAGCUGCAAAAAUCUGAGCUGCAGCCUGAAUCCGGAAGGUUGGAAGGUGUUGGUGUUCUGAAAGAUAAAUCCCUGCCAUUGAUGAAGCUUUCCCAAUCUAAAAAAGAACAUAUCUAUCGGGACCGGGCUGCUGAGAGAAGAGCUCUGCACGGUGGGUUUGGUGUGGGUCCAGGACAGAAGAACUCACUUAAUAGUUCUGAUUCAGCUCCAUCAUCUCCUAUACCGGCCGAAGAGGCGGCAGCAGCAGCUGAGUCAUUAAGCAUGUCAUUUGGGGAAGGAAGUUAUGCAAGAAGAAUUCUAGAAGGCAUGGGCUGGAAAGAGGGGGAGGCACUUGGUCACAGCGCAAAGGGUCUGACUGAACCUCUUCAGGCAACUGGAAACAAAGGAACUGCUGGUUUAGGUUGGGAUGAUCCUAGAAGAAAGUAACUAUUGGACAUCUCUUGGUCGAGACGAAGAAAC
Salvia splendens (bonfire salvia) is the source of this 1479-nucleotide messenger RNA. Its product is annotated as D111/G-patch domain-containing protein. Gene Ontology annotation, biological process: mRNA splicing, via spliceosome. Gene Ontology annotation, cellular component: nucleus. The record is from RefSeq and is a predicted model, not a curated record. Gene Ontology annotation, molecular function: RNA binding. Lineage: Eukaryota; Viridiplantae; Streptophyta; Magnoliopsida; Lamiales; Lamiaceae.